AUGGAACCAGGAAAUCGAACAAGUAUUUUAGGAUUUUUACUCCUGGGCUUUUCUCAAGACUCAAAGCACCAACCUCUGCUAUUUGGUUUGUUCCUGCUCAUGCUUCUGGUCACGGUGCUUGGAAACCUGCUCAUCAUCCUGGCCAUCGGCUCCCAUGCCCGCCUCCACACGCCCAUGUACUUCUUCCUCUCCAACCUGUCCUUGGCUGACAUCUGUUUCAUCUCUACAACCAUCCCAAAGAUGCUGCAGAACAUCAAGACUCAGAGCUAUUCCAUCACCUUCGCAGGCUGCAUCACUCAAAUGUACUUCUUCAUGGUUUUUGGUGGCAUGGACACACUUCUCCUCACCUGGAUGGCUUACGAUCGGUUUGUGGCCAUCUGCCACCCCUUGCACUACCCAGUCAUCAUGAAUCCCCGUCUCUGUGGCCUGCUGGUUCUCGUGUCCUGGUGCAUCAGUCUGUCGUAUGCCCUGAUCCAGAGCCUGUUGAUGCUGAGGCUGUCCUUCUGCACCAGGUGGGUAGUUGCACACUUGUACUGUGAGCUUGCUCAGGUCCUUGUGCUUGCCUGCUCUGACACGUCCAUCAAUUACACCCUGCUCUACCUGGUGACUGCUCUUCUUGGCUUCGUUCCCCUCUCAGGGAUCCUUUUCUCCUAUAUGCGAAUUGUCUCCUCCAUUCUGAAAAUUCCGUCGACUGGCGGAAGAUACAAAGCGUUCUCCACCUGUGGGUCUCAUCUAACUGUGGUGUCUCUGUUCUACGGGACAGGCCUUGGGGUGUAUCUCAGUUCUGACGUCUCGUCCUCUUCCUGGAAGGGCAUGGUGGCCUCGGUGAUGUACACUGUGGUCACUCCCAUGUUGAACCCCUUCAUCUACAGCCUGAGGAACACAGACAUUAAGAGAGCGUUACGAAGUCUUCUCGGGUUCACACUCCACGUUCAGUGA
Lepus europaeus (European hare) is the source of this 939-nucleotide messenger RNA. RefSeq names its product olfactory receptor 7C2-like. Gene Ontology annotation, cellular component: membrane. The transcript has a single exon. Gene Ontology annotation, biological process: G protein-coupled receptor signaling pathway. Gene Ontology annotation, molecular function: olfactory receptor activity; G protein-coupled receptor activity. The record is from RefSeq and is a predicted model, not a curated record. The coding region runs from base 1 to 939 and encodes 312 amino acids. Lineage: Eukaryota; Metazoa; Chordata; Mammalia; Lagomorpha; Leporidae.